Molecule: messenger RNA, 2463 nt
Organism: Bacillus rossius redtenbacheri
Lineage: Eukaryota; Metazoa; Arthropoda; Insecta; Phasmatodea; Bacillidae
Exons: 2
Coding region: 116-1849 (577 amino acids)
Source: RefSeq, a predicted model, not a curated record
UGUUAUUUGACCCUGUUCAAUUCCUCUAUGAGCAUGUGUUUCCUGCUGGUGGCCAUUGUUUCCAGCCAUAUGUGAAGAUACCUGUUUCUAGUAAGAAUAUAUAUCAAUUUCAAGAAUGCCUUUAACUGCAGCUGAAAAGAUGAGGAAGAAAAGGCAGAAACUUAAGGAUGAGGGCAAGUACGAAGAGUACAAGCUAAAGCACAGAGAGACCACGAAGAAAUACAGAGAACGAAAGAAGCUAAAAGAACAGGCAUUAGGUAAGCGUGAGAAGAAAAUAAUGGAAUUAGAAAGAAAAAAGCAAGGGAGGGAGAGAGUAGCUAAGUACAGAAAAAAAUUGAAAGAAACUUCAAAUCAAAACACUCCUGAAACAUCUAAUACUGCUUCUCCACCUUUUAAGAACUCAUCUAGUCUAGGGAAGGCCACUGCUCGAGUUAAAAGAGCACUUCCAAAAUCACCAAGGAAGAAAACGGUUGUCAUUAAGAAGUUAUUUGAGUCUUAUGUCCAGCCUUUGCCAACCAGUACAGCACCUUCCACAGCAAAAUCUUCAAACCCUGAUACUAGGAAUGCCGUAAUUCACUUUUACGAAAACGAUGAAAUUAGCCGCCAGGCUCCUGGACGGAAAGAUGUAGUAACUAUCAGAGAGAACAAAAACAAGACAAAAAUGCAAAUUCGACACCUUAUGUUUUCAUUGGCAGAGGCUCAUGCAAUGUUUUGUCAUGAAAAUGGCACAGUCAUUGGAAGGAGCAAGUUUGCAGAACUUCGGCCGAAGCAUGUAAUGUUGAGCAACAAGCUCCCUCACAAUGUAUGUUUGUGUCGUUACCACGAAAACUUUAUUGACGCUGUUAAUGCUCUCCACAAAUUUGUGCCAGAGUUCCCAGAAUACACUAACGACCUACCAAAAUCUUUCGUAUGUAAGGAUGCCACAAUAAAUUGUUGGUUUGGCGAAUGUGAGACCUGCAAAGAUUUAAUGCCUUCAAAACUUAAUGAAAUUUGUGCUGCUUCAGAGAACUCAUCGGAUGUGAAUUGGUUUGUAUGGAAGGAGUGCGACGGAAGACUAUUAAAAGUGCAGGAAGACGGACAAUUGCAGGAUUUGGUUGAUCAUAUACUUACUAUUGGCCCACCAUUCUUAGAACACUGUUACUUAAAGAGAGCACAGUCAAAAGCUUACCAAACAGAACGAGCAGCAGUUGAAUCAACUCCACACGUAGCACUCAUUCAAGUAGAUUUCUCGGAAAACUACACCUGCACGGCUCAAGAUGAGAUACAGAGUGCUCAAGUCAGUUUGUUCACAGCUGCUAUAUGGCAUUCAGGAGUUGUUAAUCCAGGAUAUGUAAUUGCCUCUGAUGUUCUUGACCAUUCCAAAAACACAGUGAUAGCAUAUAUUGAUAGACUUCUUGAAGAGUUACCACCAUCAGUAAGUGAUGUCAGGAUUUGGUCUGAUGGGCCUAGUUCACAGUUCAAGAAUAGAUACAUCGCAGAAGCUAUGAUAACUCUUGCAAAUGAACACAAGAAGAAAAUAUCUUUGAAUUAUUUUGCUACUUCACACGGCAAGGGGCCAGUUGACGGGAUUGGAGGAGCCAUCAAGCGUCAAAUUUGGUUGAAAGUCAAGAGCAGGAAGUCAAUUGUACAUAAUGCCACCGACUUUGUGAAUGCAGUAGAUCCAUCGUCAAAGGUUCAUGUGAUUUUGAUGAACAGUGAAGAAAUUGUUCACAGAAAUCACAAAUUAAAUGUGCCAUCUUUAGUGAAGAACUGCAAGCCAUUCCCAAAUAUUGCAAAGACACAUAACUCAGAAAUUUGUAAUGGUGAAACUAUAGGACACAUAACUACAGCAGAAACUAAAUUUGGUUAGAAACUAUUUGAGAAACUGGUAGAAGAUUUGAUUAAAGUGGAUGACUGGGUGGUUGUGAAAUAUGAUAGUUUUCUAUUUCCAGGAAUCGUUACUGAAAUAGAUUCAGAAGAUUACAAGGUGAACGUAAUGACCAAAGAAGGUCAGCUGUGGAAAUGGCCUGACACUAAAGACGAAAUCUACUACAGUAGAGCUCAAAUCAUAAAAACUGUGAAUCCACCAGUAAUUGUAACUGCUCGUGGACAUUUUAAGUUUGACUCUGUAAUAAUGUGAAUUUCUGUAUAUAGUGAAACAUUGUUUUACGCUUCUUGGGUGUUUUGUGUAAUUAAUUUAUAGAACCCAUAGUAAUAGAACAAACAAUAUCCAUAAAACUGACCAAUGUUGGAAUGUUAUUAUUUUGUCUCUGUAACGUGAGUUACUGUGUGAUGUAACGUGAGUUACUUUUUUAAAAAACUGUUAUGUUAUUAUUUACAAACAAACAACUAUAUGUCACACUACCAUAUGUUCGUAUAAGUUAGUUGAGUUACAUAUAAAAUCCUAAAGCCAACAUAUUGUUUACCAGAGGAGAAUUAAUCACGUUUUCAACUCUGUUCGAAACUCUUGUCAAUGAACUGUAA